Molecule: messenger RNA, 1828 nt
Organism: Vespa velutina
Lineage: Eukaryota; Metazoa; Arthropoda; Insecta; Hymenoptera; Vespidae
Product: suppressor APC domain-containing protein 2
Exons: 6
Coding region: 288-1652 (454 amino acids)
Source: RefSeq, a predicted model, not a curated record
UUCCCUCCAUCUGACAUCGACAAUAUGGCUGUACAUAAUUGACAUAACGUAGAGGUUAAUCCAAGAAAAAGAAGUCAUUGAAUUUUCAUACUCGACGCAUCUUGAGCGUUUACCACUUGAUUCUACCGAGUGCUCGAAUAUUUCGGAAUGUCUGAAAUAAUACCUCCAAGGAUAAAAUAAAAAGAACAUUUGACAAGGGUGACGAUUAUGAAGUAAUCACCCGAUCGUUUACCAUAUACAAAUGUCAUUAUUUUCGAGAGAUUAUAUUUUAUUUCUCUACGUAAAAAAUGUCUAAAAUGGCGCAAAUACAAACUCCAAGCGCUGAUGGCCUUCCAAAACAUUUUGUUAGCGCAAUGCGUACGCUUUUCGAUAUAAUGGACGACCAGAACACUGGCUUCGUCAAGUUUUCCGACAUAGAAGGUCGAUGGCAGGACGAUGGUACUCAGGGCCUUCCUAAAGGAGUUUUAGAUAGUCUCAAAAAAGUCACACCGCCCAAUGGUUUUUUGUCCUUUGAAAGAUUUUGCGCGGGCUUGAAAAUCUGUUUGCUACAAAUUCAAGCCGAAGGUGAUUUCAAAAGGCACGAUGGACAGCCGAACAGACCACCGUCUGCUCCGAUUCUGAUUACGGAUAAUCAAAACAAAGGACAUUGGACGUCUCCCAACACUGCCACCAUAAGACCAAAUAAUGCUAUAUCUCAGCAACGUACUUUAAGUAUGCCACAAUUACUUGCCAAUCGUAAAGAUAUCAAUACUCAAUUGGAACUUAUAGAUGGAAGAAAUGGAGUAGAGGCUAAGCAUAAUAAAGCUUAUGGUCCUCCAAAACCACCACGAACCGGUGCUGCAUUAGAAGGUAGAGCACUUAGCGCGGAUAGGAAUAUUGAUAAAUCAGAAAUUCGAACGGUGCUUCAGAAUUGGCAAAUGGGUUUGAUGAUGAACGAUGACAAAUGUCUGGACAAACGGCAAUUGCCAAUGUCGAAUUAUCGAGCGGAUGCUAGGACCACGUUUUUAAGACCAACGCGGGCUUUAGGGGAUGGUAAAGCAGUGGAUCUACAAAACAACCAGUUAGGAUUACAACCCAAAAAACCAUUGAAUCGACGCAGAGAACCAAGACGACAUACGUUGCAGAAUGGUAUUGACUACAAUAUGAUGAAAAGAAUGAAACAAAUAGAACAAGAGAAGGAUGUUCUGUUGCAAGGUUUAGCAGCAGUCGACAAAGCUAGGGAAUGGUAUUUAAAACAAAUUUCAGCCACUCAAGAAAAAAUUAAACACUUGGGACGUAUGGGCUCGCACGUGGAACAGUGGACGGAAGCACAGCAGGAACGUUUGGAGUUACAACGUGCAAGAGUUUUGGAAGUUAAUCGGCAUCUUGCUGCUUUAAUAAGUAGCUGGGAACGUGGUGGAUUACCAUUGCACAUGAAUUUAGCAUUCUUGAGUGCGCCAACAUCGGCGCAACUUCAACAAGAUGUAUUAUCAAGACUUAAACAACAAAAUCAUAGAUUAACGGAGGAAGUUAACAAGAAGAGUCAGAGAAUAUCACUGCUCGAACAAGAAAAAGAUAAUUUAGUACGAGAAUUGUAUAAUAGACAAACAGGAAUGGUUCAAUCUCGUAGAGCAACUAUGAUCCACGAACAACACGACCAAACAUUCAUGUAAGAAUAUAAUUGAUCGAUUCUCAAGGCAAAGUGAUAUACUUAAAUAAAUUAUUAUUAAGUUUAAAACCAAAUUGUAGAUGUUGAAUGCAGUAUCAGUGCACUUUAUACCGAAUUCAUACAUUCAUUGCACAACCAAUGUAAGAAAAACAAAAAAAAAUAAAAAAAAACACACACACA